AUGGCGGGCGUCAUUGGACAGAUGGAUGCCUUUGAUGAGUCGACGGAGCAGUGGUCGACGUACGUGGAGAGGUUUGAGCACUUCGUGGCAGCAAAUGGACUGAAUGAGGAGAGGAAGCUGCCGGUGUUUUUCAGCGUGAUGGGACCGGCGACGUACGGUCUACUGUGCAGCCUCAUCGCCCCAGAGAAGCCGGGCACAAAAACGUAUGGGGAGGAAGACCGCACAAUGGCGACAGUACUAGACAGCCAUGCCAGGGUGUUCCAAGAAGGUCUAGGUACACUAAAGGGCUUUGAGGUGGCGUUAACCCUCAAGCCAGUGCAUCAACCGAAGUUCUUCCAAGCACGGUCGGUGCCAUAUGCACUUCGGCCGAAGGUGGAGGAGGAAUUAGGGCGUUUGGAACAGGGGGGCGUACUGUCUCCAGUACAGUUUAGUGAAUGGGCUACUCCAAUUGUACCCAUUGUAAAAAAAAAUGGGAAAGUACGUAUAUGCGGAGAUUUUAAAGUGAUCUUGAAUCCCGCUCUUUGUGCUGAACAUUACCCCAUUCCGAGGAUAGAGGAUCUUUUCGCAUCGCUGGCGGGGGGGCAGCGUUUCAGCAAAUUAGAUCUGGCGAACGCAUAUUUACAGGUGCCGGUUCAGGAAAGCUCCCGUAAAUAUCUGACAAUUACCACGCAGAAGGGAAUGUUUUGCUAUAACCGUCUUCCCUUCGGGAUCACCUCUGCGCCGUCAAUCUUUCAGCGAGUCAUGGACCAAGUGUUGCAGGGCCUCCCCAACGUCCAUUGUUUCCUGGACGACAUUUUGGUGACUGGGGAGAACGAUGCAGAUCACCUAAAAAACUUAGAUGCAGUGUUGGGCCGAUUGGAAAAAUUCGGUUUGCGAGUACAGAAGGAGAAUUGUGAAUUCUUCAAGAGUUCAUUAGAAUAUUUGGGGCAUGUCAUUGAUAAAAAAGGGCUACAUAAGUCCCCAGAGAAGCUUAAGGCCAUCGCGGAGGCCCCAGCCCCCAUUAAUGUGAGUCAGCUCCGUUCUUUUUUGGGCCUGAUAAACUAUUAUGGCCGGUUUGUAAAAAACAUGGCAGCCAUUCUCAGCCCAUUACAUGAGCUGUUGCACACCGGAGUGGCAUGGAAGUGGUCACCGGAGUGUGAGAAAGCCUUUAAGGCAGCAAAAGACCACCUGCUAUCAGAACAGGUGCUAACACAUUAUGACCCCAGGUUGCCCCUGCGGAUAGCGUGCGACGCGUCGCCGUAUGGGGUGGGCGCGGUACUUUCGCACGUGAUGCCCGGUGGUGAGGAGAGACCCAUAGCCUUUGCCUCUAGGACACUGAGCAAGGCGGAGCAAAAUUAUGCUCAGAUUGAAAGGGAGGCGCUGGGAAUUAUUUUUGGGGUACGUAAAUUCCACGCCUAUUUGUACGGGUGCCAUUUUACACUACUCACAGAUCACAGACCGCUGACAAGUAUAUUGAGUCCCAGUAAGGCGACGCCACCUAUGGCGGCCGCGCGACUGCAGCGGUGGGCGUUAGUGUUAGCAGCACACAACUACACCAUCCAAUACAGGAAAGCAGCGGAUCAUGGGGAAAAGCCAGACGCAGUAGAUAGGGUGACAGUACAUCACCUUGAGGCACUCCCAGUGGACAGUGAAGAUAUUAGGAAGGGAACUAAAUAUGACCCAGUGCUCUCUAGGGUAGUAGAGAUGGUAGUGUCAGGCCAGUUCGUUGGGACAGUGGGGCAGAAUGACGCGUUGGCACCCUUCUACAUGCGACGAGACGAACUGACUGUGAUCCAGGGGUGUUUGCUAUGGGGCAGUAGAGUGGUGGUUCCUCCAGCGUUGAGACCGCAGCUUCUGAAAGAACUACAUGCCGGGCACCCGGGCAUGGUCAAGAUGAAGGCCAUUGCACGGAGCCAUGUCUGGUGGCCGGGGUUAGACGCCCAGAUUGAACAGCAGGCCAGGACAUGCUCUACGUGUCAACGGGACCAAAAGAACGCGGCGCUAUCCCCACUGCACACCUGGCCAUGGCCGGGAUCCCCAUGGCAACGGAUCCAUGUGGACUUUGCAGGGCCGUUCGAAGGACACAUGUUCUUGGUGGUGGUAGAUGCGUACUCUAAGUGGCCGGAAGUACAGGUGAUGAAAACGACGACGACGGAGAAGACUGUACAGGCCCUGAGGAGUAUGUUUGCCCGCAACGGAGUACCAGAGACACUGGUUAGUGACAAUGGGCCACAAUUCACAGCGGCAGAGUUCAGGGCAUUUCUCCGGGCAAACGGAGUGAAGCACAAAAGGUCAGCGCCUUUUCACCCCGCCACGAACGGUCAAGCAGAGCGUUUUGUGCAGACGCUGAAGCGUUCAUUGAAAGCGUCUAGGGGAACAUUUACGCUGCAACAUCGAGUGGAGGCAUUUUUACUCAGCUACAGGAAUGCGCCUUAUUGUAUACUGACUGUUAGUCGGUAA
Molecule: messenger RNA, 2439 nt
Organism: Nerophis lumbriciformis (worm pipefish)
Lineage: Eukaryota; Metazoa; Chordata; Actinopteri; Syngnathiformes; Syngnathidae
Source: RefSeq, a predicted model, not a curated record